GCUACUACAGCAGCAACUUCCACAGAAGCACCAAGUACAACUGCAACAACAGAAACAUCUACAAGUGCUGCGGCUACUACAGCAGCAACUUCCACAGAAGCACCAAGUACAACUGCAACAACAGAAACAUCUACAAGUGCUGCGACUACUCCAGUGGCUGAAACGACAGCAGUCACAGCUACGACAGCAGCGACUACUCCAGUGGCUGAAACGACAGCAGUCACAUCUACGACAGCAGCG
This is a messenger RNA of Scleropages formosus (Asian bonytongue), 240 nucleotides long. Its product is annotated as spore coat protein SP96-like. Lineage: Eukaryota; Metazoa; Chordata; Actinopteri; Osteoglossiformes; Osteoglossidae. The annotation marks the transcript as partial. The record is from RefSeq and is a predicted model, not a curated record. The transcript is spliced from 4 exons.